This is a messenger RNA of Trypanosoma cruzi, 1044 nucleotides long. RefSeq lists its product as uncharacterized. The transcript has a single exon. The record is from RefSeq and is a predicted model, not a curated record. Lineage: Eukaryota; Euglenozoa; Kinetoplastea; Trypanosomatida; Trypanosomatidae. Bases 1 to 1044 code for a protein of 347 amino acids.
AUGCUCCGCUGGGUGGUGAAGGAGGUUGAGAGCCCGUAUGGGAACGUCGCCACUGUGCACUGGGCGGUGGAUGAUGGUGAUGAUGACAAUGUGGAAGCGGCCACGGAUGCGUUUGAUGCAUCAUUGCAGCAACAGCUGGAAAAUGCCGAGGAUCAGCUUGGGGCAGUGCUGUGGAACAGUAACGCCGUCGCCCUGCGUUAUCUGCACGAGCACGUGCUCCGUGACAAGGCCAGCGCAUACCGCGUGGUUGAGCUCGGUGCUGGCGUUGGUUGCCUCGGCAUUGCACUGGCGAUGGCAGGGGCGCGCGUCGUUAUCACGGACCUGAAGGAACUCCUGCCGCUGAUGCAAAAGAAUAUUGAGAUGAAUGCGGCGAGGAUACGGUUAAGGAGCAACGGGCAGGGUUCAUGCACGGCACUGGCGCUGCGAUGGGGCCCGCCACCGCGUUUAAAGAAGCGAAUGAAGAAGCAACAAGAAGACGAGAUAUCCCUUGGGUCGAGGCCGAAGGAGACAUGGCCGUAUGCUGGGCCGUCUCCAUCGUUUCUGGCGCUACAGCAGGAGUUGGAGCGCGUCGACAUGGUAGUGCUGUGCGAUGCUCUCUACGGCAACGCGAGGGACUGGCCGCAACUGCUCUAUACAUUGUCGGAGAUCCUCGCAGCAAAUCCAUCCUGUGAGGUAAUCAACUUCUGCGAGCAGCGUGUGAACAAUGUGGAGGGGGAUUUUUUGCGCCUGUUGCAGCAGGAAAACAGCAAGAGCGUGGCUUCUGAUGCAGAGGACGGGAAAGAAAAAGAAGAAGAAAGUUUGGAAUCGGCAUUAACGCGUAUGCGUGGGGCAUACGAGUGGUGGAGCGCAACGGAAGUUGUAAGGGAAGGAACGAGCGAUUUGGGCAUGACCGUCUGCGCCACACGUAUCCGUUGGGUGCCGCGGAGGAAAAGGCAAAAGCUCGUUUCUUUCGUUUCGGCGUCUUCAUCUUCAUUGACAGCCGUUGUUGGUGCCUCCGAGUCUGACGAAGGGCUGCGUGGAAAACGAAGGAGAACGAAAUUGUGA